This is a messenger RNA of Ochotona curzoniae (black-lipped pika), 1326 nucleotides long. RefSeq names its product holocytochrome c-type synthase-like. Gene Ontology annotation, molecular function: holocytochrome-c synthase activity. NCBI's taxonomy places the organism in Eukaryota, Metazoa, Chordata, Mammalia, Lagomorpha, Ochotonidae. Gene Ontology annotation, cellular component: mitochondrion. The transcript is spliced from 8 exons. The record is from RefSeq and is a predicted model, not a curated record. Bases 144 to 914 code for a protein of 256 amino acids. Gene Ontology annotation, biological process: cytochrome c-heme linkage.
UGACAGCAGUGACCUGAGGGAAGGAAGGCGGCGUCCGUCCUGCCCUCUGGGCCCCAGGGGCUGCUGGAGGCGAGGCGGCCGCUCGGAGCAGCCUGGCCGAGGUGUCAGCUGGGGAAUUUGGGGAGUUGAUUCUGAUUCCAGCCAUGGGCCUGUGGACAUCGACUCUGGCUAUUCCGGCGGAGAAAAAUCAUGAAAGUACAAAGAAAGGUUGUCCAAUCAGUAUGGAACCAUCUAACCUAAACCAGGAGAAGACAGACUCUGUGCCCGCUCACCAAGAACGUGCAUAUGAGUAUGUGGAAUGUCCCGUUACAGGAGCUAAGUUCAAGAACAAGGAGAACCUAGACCCUUCCAACCUGAUGCCACCGCCUAACCAAACACCGGCCCCAGAUCAACCAUUUGCAUUAUCUACUGUUCGAGAGGAGUCAUCCAUCCCGAGAGCAGAUUCAGAGAGAAAGUGGGUCUAUCCUUCCGAACAGAUGUUUUGGAAUGCAAUGUUAAGGAAAGGUUGGAAGUGGAAGAAAGAGGAUAUCAGUCAGCAAGAUAUGUCUAAUAUUAUUAAAAUUCAUAAUCAGAAUAAUGAGCAGGCUUGGAAGGAGAUUUUGAAGUGGGAAGCCCUUCAUGCAGCAGAAUGUCCGUGUGGUCCCUCAUUAAUACGGUUUGGAGGGAAGGCUAGAGAGUAUUCGCCGAGGGCAAGAAUUCGUUCCUGGAUGGGGCACGAGUUGCCUUUCGACAGGCAUGACUGGAUCAUCAGCCGCUGCGGGACGGAAGUGAGGUAUGUGAUUGACUACUACGAUGGUGGCGCAGUCAGCCAAGAUUACCAGUUCACCGUCCUGGAUGUGCGGCCUGCGCUGGAUUCGUUCUCUGCAGCAUGGGACAGAAUGAAGGUGGCGUGGUGGCGCUGGACUUCGUCUUGAAGCUAUAGGGUGAAGUUAAGUGUCAGAGCACUAUUCAUUCAUCUGUUCAUUGACUCACUCAAUAUUGACUGAAAAGUCUACAGUGUCUUGGGGAGAAUCCCAGAACCUACCAAACACCGUCUCUGCCCUUAAACGAGCCUGGAGUUCCUUACCAAUGGAGACUGAGAUAGGCACAUACACCUCUUUUUCAUAAAGAAUGAAAGAAGCACCCUUGAAGAGCAGGUGACAUGGGGUGGUAUACAGAGUGUAAGAUUUGGAGUCAGCCCUGGAUUCAGUUUCUGUCCUGCUACUUAGCUGCGUGACCUUGAGUGGCUCAUUUAGCUUCAGGCUUUUUCUUUCCUCUAUGUAAUGAUAAUCACACUGAAAGCUCAGAGAUUUUGUGACUUAAUCCUCGAAUAAAGUUCAGACAUUC